This is a messenger RNA of Selaginella moellendorffii, 2103 nucleotides long. Its product is annotated as nucleolar complex protein 4 homolog. The transcript is spliced from 14 exons. Bases 446 to 2053 code for a protein of 535 amino acids. Gene Ontology annotation, cellular component: nucleolus; small-subunit processome; Noc4p-Nop14p complex. NCBI's taxonomy places the organism in Eukaryota, Viridiplantae, Streptophyta, Lycopodiopsida, Selaginellales, Selaginellaceae. Gene Ontology annotation, biological process: ribosome biogenesis. The record is from RefSeq and is a predicted model, not a curated record.
CUUUAUGAAACUACUAUUAAGCAAACUAAGCGUACAUGCAACAUGUAGCAAUUUAUUUAAAACUUGAUCGAUACCUAAAUUAGGGUUAGGGUUCUCUCUCAAGAGAAGAAACGAUGCCGGCGAACAGGCCCCGCGUCUUCGGAUUGUUCGUCUACGCGCCCAUCAAAUCAUCGCUCAAUUCCGUCAUCAACAGGGCCUGUGCUGCUGGAUUGGGCACAAUGCUCAUCGUGGGUAGCUUCGCGGUUCACAGCCCGAUCAUCUUCAGCGCGGCCAAGAGCACGGCGACCGGCGCCGCGCUCAAGGAUGUCGAGGAAUCGAAGAAUGCGAGCUAGAUCGCUGUAGAUUGUUCCCAAUUUCCUCUUUGUCGAUUCGAUCAAAUAACAAAGAAUGCUUCUUCUAAGCCCUCAAACCUCAUAAGCCCUAGUUAGGGUUUUUGCCUUCCCUGAUGAAAGUGGAGGAGGUGAGGGCGCUGGGGAGCGCGCUCCUCGUCUCCAGGGCCAAUGUCAACAAUUGCUCCACGCUCCUGUCGAUCGUCUCCGCAUUUUGCAAGCGCGGCGCUGGAUCGUCCUCGUCUGUGGAAUGUGUUCUCGAGGCUGUGCGGUGUCUCCAGGCGUUCUUUCUGCCCAUUCUCUCGUCCCAGGGCGUUCUAGGGAAGCCGCAGAGCGACGGUGAUGGCUCGGAGACUGCCGAGGCGAUCUACAGAGCUUGGCUCAAGAACAAGUUUGAGGAGCUCAUCGAGCUUCUUAUUGCGAUCGUGGUUGGGACCGAAGAACAUCGACUCGAGAAUGCGGCUUUGGAUUCUUUGAUGGAGUUGCUUCAAGCAAAGGAUUGUCGUGUGGACAAUGGAAUCUACUUCAAACUCUGCUUGGCUUUGACAAGGAAAUCGAGUGAGAAUGUUUUCGAUGCGCUUGCGACUGAGCACUGCAAGGAUGCGACUCUCUGCUUCUAUACUGUGAAGAAUUUUGAGAAGCUUGUGUCUGCUCGCCUUCAAACGUCCCAAAGAGGAGUGGAUGCUACGUUGUCCAGCGACGAUGAUAAGAGCGUAAGUGUCGAUACCUUCACCCGUAACGUGUAUGGAGUCAUUUCACGUCUCUCGCCCUCCGUUCAAGAAAUUCUAAGCACUAACAAGAAGAUCACUGAAAACGCUUUGGAUAAAGAAUUUACCAUCAAUCGAUUCAAAUCUAAAGUCAGAAACCUGUGGUUAAAUUUCUUACAGCUUCCGCUACCUCUUGACGUCUAUAAGAUGGUGCUUGCUAACAUGUCCAAGGUCGUUUUCUCUAUAAUUUCGAAUCCAAUACGUCUCAGUGACUUUCUUACCAAGUCGUAUGAUCUUGGUGGGGUUUACAGCGUUUUGGCUUUGGACAGCCUGCAUAUUCUGAUGACAAAGUAUGGACUGGAGUAUCCUGAGUUCUAUGAGAGGCUGUACGCUUUGUUGGACCCGUCGAUGUUUUUCACAAAGUACCGGUCUCGAUUUUUUGAGUUGCUGGAUAGCUGCUUGAGGUCUCCACUCUUGCCAGCUUAUCUAGCCGCGGCGUUUGCCAAGAAAUUAAGUCGCUUGUCACUACAUGCAUCGCCAGCAGGAUCACUAGUGGUGAUAGCUAUGGUUCACAAUCUUCUUCGACGGCAUCCUUCGAUAAAUUGCCUUGUUCAUCAGAGUUCUCGUUUGCGAGUUGCUAGUAAAGGUGAAGAAGAUGUCUCGGACGCAAAGCUUGGAAGAGAUCCCUACCUUGCAAACGAAAAGACAUCUAAUUGCCGCGCUCUGGAGAGUUCGUUGUGGGAAAUAGAAACACUUCGAAGGCAUUACUGCCCUGCUGUGUCAAGAUUUGUGAGCACGCUGGAAGCUGAUCUUACCGUCAAGAGGAAGACCACGGAAGUUCAAAUCAGCGAUUUUUGUUCUGGAUCCUACUCUACUAUCUUCAACGAGGAGACAAAGAGAAGAUUAAAGCAAGUUCCUCUAGCUUAUUACAAGGUUGUCCCAAACGCAUUGUUUUCCAACAAUGAAGAGUUUGCGGGCUGGAGCUUCCCAAAGGAAAAGAAGCUCAAAGUAAUGUAAGAUCUCGUCCGUUAAUGCAGCCGGCCCGACGGACGGCUCGGAUUGCUUCC